This is a messenger RNA of Saccoglossus kowalevskii, 838 nucleotides long. RefSeq lists its product as uncharacterized. NCBI's taxonomy places the organism in Eukaryota, Metazoa, Hemichordata, Enteropneusta, Harrimaniidae. The record is from RefSeq and is a predicted model, not a curated record.
GUGAUAUUGAGUACGACUUCAACGUCACCAGAACGAAACACCUAAGGAUACAUACUAUAGCUAUGAAUCAAAUCACCUUGGCUGCGGUGUGUGCGCUUUUUGUUAUCCUCGUCACCACACACUCCUGUAAUGCAGGCAAAUUAACAGACGCAGCGCUCAGAAAAAGGGCCCUGUCAACGACUAGAUGUUUUGGUGAUGCAGAUUCAAUGUUGAGUCGGUACUGUUUUGGUAUGAAAAGAUCAUAUCCAUCGUUUGUUCCCGAUACUGAGGUGAACGAGGUACUUCGCGAGUGUGUGGGAAACCAGAAGAACACUGCGUGUAAACUAGCUUAUUAUAUAAUGGAUUUAGAAGAGAGAAUUGGCAAUGCUCUAGUGUACAUCAACGAAAAAACUGGCAACCAAAAUGAAGAUAACUAAGCUGACAUGAGAAAUAAGAAAGAUGUCAUGCACCUGGUAACAGCGUUUGUUUGUUUCUGUUAAAGACUACAUAAACAUUUUAUAGUUCCGUUUAGAUUAUUUUUAUUGUUAUUUACAUGCACCUGACCAACAGCUUAGUUAUUUUAUUCCAAUAUUCCUAGAUGUUCGAUCAUUUACAAUUUUAACUUUCUGUAAAUUUGCUAACCACAGAUUUAUUAGUAUUAUGUGUUUGCGAAAAUGGUUAUGUUACUUCUCUUGUUCGUACACAUGUAUACCAGUAUAUUUUGAUCAAACAACUGAAAAAAUUACAAUUCAUAUUAUAACUUACAACAUAUAGAUCAUGAUGCAUUCGAUAUUCAUUUGUAACACCGCAAAAGCAAUUCAGUGAUUCUAAAACAAUAAAUAGUAAUUAUGUUUAUUAA